This is a messenger RNA of Micropterus dolomieu (smallmouth bass), 1768 nucleotides long. Its product is annotated as cyclin-D-binding Myb-like transcription factor 1. Bases 220 to 1350 code for a protein of 376 amino acids. Gene Ontology annotation, biological process: regulation of transcription by RNA polymerase II. The transcript is spliced from 8 exons. The record is from RefSeq and is a predicted model, not a curated record. Gene Ontology annotation, cellular component: nucleus. Lineage: Eukaryota; Metazoa; Chordata; Actinopteri; Centrarchiformes; Centrarchidae. Gene Ontology annotation, molecular function: RNA polymerase II cis-regulatory region sequence-specific DNA binding; DNA-binding transcription factor activity, RNA polymerase II-specific.
ACAUAGAGACACAUCACAUGUCUGAAUACAUGUGAUUUAUUGGGCGGUUCUAUCACGAGAUUAUCAUAUUUACAGAAAGAUUUACUUUGGUCGCCUCUGUAUUGAGCUCCCAGCAGACUGAUUUCAGUUAGAGCGUUGGAUUUGUCGUGGUUUUGUUUUUUUUAAACAGGUAAAUGGACUGAGGAGGAGGAGAGGCGUCUCACCGAGGUCGUCUACGAGAUGGCGGGCGUGUCGCCGGGGUCGGCGGUCACAGCAGGCGUUUCCUGGGCGACGGUCGCCGAUCAGGUUCGCACGCGCUCAGAGAAACAGUGUCGGUCGAAAUGGUUGAACUACCUGAACUGGAAACACAGCGGAGGAACGGAGUGGAUGAAGGAGGACGACCUCAACCUCAUACGCAGGAUAUCGGAGCUGGAAGUGGAGGAUGAGAAUGAAAUCAGGUGGGAGGAUCUCGCAGGCGGGUGGAGCAGCGUCCGAUCGCCUCAGUGGCUGCGAUCUAAGUGGUGGAGCAUCAAGAGACAAGUAGCCAAUCACAAGGAGAUCCCCUUCAGCGUGCUCCUGAAGGGUCUCCAGGAGCUGAUGGCGUCAUCGCAGACAUCGUCCGGGCCGGGAAGUCCCUCCUCCUCCUCCUCCUCCUCCCUCCAGAUUCGACUCACCCGAUUGGAGGAGAGCAGUGGCAGCCCCGCCCCCGGCUCCGUGGCCGCGCUGCAGAUUCCCUUACAGAUCCCGCUGCAGAUCACACACAUGGCCUCAGAUUCGUCAGCAGCAGCCAGCGACAGUGAAACCAUCACUCUAAACACAGGAGCCCUGCAGACCUUCGAGAUCCUGCCUUCCUUCCACCUGCAGCCCACCGGCACCCCGGGGACCUACUACCUGCAGACGACGUCCAAUCAGGGCCUGCCGCUCAGCCUCUCCACCAGUCAGGGCCUUCCGCUCGGCUUAGCCAAUAACAGCACGGUUACCCUGACGACAGGCUCCUCUCCCUCAUUGCAUGAACACAUCAUCCUUCACAGCCUGUCGACGGACGGCCUCUGCUCCGGCGACGGCGUCAUCAUCCAGACAGUCACCUCUGACCCUCUCAGCCAAUCACAGCUGGUCGUGGAGACAGAGGGGCAGAGCCAGAACGACAGCCUCGACGCUACAAGUCUCCUGGAGGGUUCAGAGAACGCUGUCACAGAAACUCAGGAGCCAAUUACAGGCGGCUUCACCGACAAGGAGCUGAGCUCCCCAGUGGAGGGUCCAGUGGUGCAUUCUGGGAUAACAUCUGGCAGCGCCGUGCUGAUUGUGUCUCCUCCCAACAUCAGCAGCACUCUGACAGAUCCGAUCUUGGAGAACCAGGAAGGCUCCGACUGAGCUGGACGUCCAUCACGUCAGAUGGUGAUUAAAGGCUGGACCAAAGGAGGAGGCUGCUUCCUGUCUCUUUCUUCCUCUGAUCCUGCUGAAUUCCUGGACAGGACGCCACCACCAACAAAGACACAACCUGUCUGCUUCAAAGACUCCUCUCCUGUUAAAAACGGACUUGCGUGUUUGUAAAUGAAACAGAACUUGAGAAUCUGUGUGAAGCUUAACAUGUUUAAAGCUUCAUACUCGAACCCCUGGAUGAAAUGUGAGCCCUUGCAGCCUCUGCUCGUGCCAAAGAGACCCUGAAGGCUGGGAGGGAUCUGAACUGACCCUUUUCCCUUAAAAUAAAAUGAACAGUUAAUAAUGUAAACAUGAAUUUGAACGAUUCAUGCGAUUAUAAAAAUAAACUAUUUCAAUUUGUGUCACUUUA